AUGUCGACCGGCCUCUACACCUUUUCCAACGACACCCUCCAGAGACUCCGCAAGUUCCGGUUCCUGCUGGGGAAGGGGGACUCGAUGGAAGCCCUCGUAUGCUCGAUCAACAAAGAUACCUACGAGAUCGUCCCCGAGGAUGACGAGGUGACGCUGAUGGAAGAAUUGGUCGACGAGUUGCCCGACAAUCUGCCCCGGUUUGUGGUGUUACUGUACCCGAUCAAGUUGAGCGACGGGCGGCUUAAAGUGCCGUUAGUGUUAGUGUACUGGAUCCCGCCGACGUGUGGCCAGGAACAGAGAAUGCUCUACGCCGGCGCCGUCGAGUUGGUCCGCGAAAAGACCGGGGUGGCGAAAGUGAUCAAAAUCGACGACGAGGACGACUUCGAGGACAUCGAGAGCCAGUUGUUGUGA
This is a messenger RNA of Diutina rugosa, 411 nucleotides long. RefSeq lists its product as uncharacterized. Gene Ontology annotation, molecular function: Arp2/3 complex binding; actin binding. Bases 1 to 411 code for a protein of 136 amino acids. The record is from RefSeq and is a predicted model, not a curated record. The transcript has a single exon. Gene Ontology annotation, biological process: negative regulation of Arp2/3 complex-mediated actin nucleation; actin filament debranching. Gene Ontology annotation, cellular component: actin cortical patch. NCBI's taxonomy places the organism in Eukaryota, Fungi, Ascomycota, Pichiomycetes, Serinales, Debaryomycetaceae.